This is a messenger RNA of Ciona intestinalis (vase tunicate), 1477 nucleotides long. NCBI's taxonomy places the organism in Eukaryota, Metazoa, Chordata, Ascidiacea, Phlebobranchia, Cionidae. The record is from RefSeq and is a predicted model, not a curated record.
GAUCUUUCAUCUCUUGUUUUUUUUUGUAGUUGUUUUCGUUAAAACUAAUAAUCAUAUAACUUGUAGUAAUAAUGUUGGGGUUGUGUCGUAUUACGAAUUUUCAUCGAGUUACUUCAAUAUGCGGCAGCGUAUAUUAUGCCGCUCCAGUUCAACUUGCGUACUCGAGAAUUAACAAUGCAAACAUUCAGAAAAGUUCACUUACGACUUAUACUCCGUCUUCGAGGCGACAAAAUUAUGGCCAUGGUUCGUACAAAACAAUGGUUUUAUCCAUGCUGUUUGGCAGUGGAAUGUGUGUUUACCUUCAUAAAGAUAAACAGUUUAUCAGAUGCCACCACAAGAACAGUGAAUGUGCAAACUCAAGCAAAUGGGAUGGCAUGACAAUCAAAUUGUACCAGUAUCAGACUUGCCCAUUUUGCACCAAGACAAGAUGCUUCUUACUUGCUCACGGGAUCCCAUUUGAAAACAUCGAAGUUCAUCCUAUUUUUAAAAAAGAAAUGAAGUUUUCAAAAUACAAGAAAGUACCUCUGGUUACCGUAGAGAAAAAUGGUGAAGUUCUAGAACUUCGGGAUUCCUCUCUGAUUAUCAGCAUUUUGUCAAGUUACAUAAUCAAUGAAGGCAUGAACAUUACAGAGUUGCUUAAACGCUAUCCAACCACCACUGUAGUUGGAGAAGAUGGUAAAUCAAAGCAGGAAACAUUAAACAAACACUGGCUCAUAUCCGAUGAAGCAGAUCUAGCAACUGUUGAAAAUGAUGCUAGAAAGGAGGAAGCAGAAUGGAGAUUUUGGGCAGAUGACUACUUGGUGCAUUUAAUUUCACCAAACGUCUAUCGAACAUACAGAGAAGCUUACCAGGCGUUUGAUUAUCAUGUAAAGCAAGGAAGGUUUAAUGGAACUUGGGAAGGAGUUGUUGCAAAGUAUCUUGGUUCAAUCGCUAUGUGGGGUAUCGCAAAGCGGUUAAAGACAAAGUAUGAACAUCUACUGAAAUACAAACUAGAUGAGAAUGUCAGACUUGAUCUGUAUAAAGCUUGUAAUAAAUGGACCGAAGCAAUUGGGAAAGGUAGAACAUUUAUGGGGGGCAGUAAACCAAAUUUGGCAGAUGUGUCUGUAUUUGGAGUUCUAUCAGUGAUGGAAAACCUCGAUUCAUUUCAUGAUGUUCUAACCCACACCAACAUUAAGAAGUGGUAUUAUAAAACAAAACAAGCAAUUGAAGAUCAUGGUGGACAAACUUUAAACUUAAGGACAACAACCUGAGAGAUCUUCUGGAUUAAAAUUAUUUACCCUGUAAUUAGGGUAAUACUAAUACUAAAUAUGAAUGCAUUUUUGUUUGAAGAUAGCUGUAUUUUCUUGAUUGCACAGUUUGUUCAGCAGUGUCUGGUUACAAGUUAAAUCCUAUUUUGUCAGCACAGUUGUAUUUGCUUUAAUAUCAGACUGUCCAUUUUCAGUACCAUAUAUAACAAUAUCGGCCAUGUUGAAAAAUA